Brassica napus (rape) is the source of this 693-nucleotide messenger RNA. RefSeq names its product glutamic acid-rich protein-like. NCBI's taxonomy places the organism in Eukaryota, Viridiplantae, Streptophyta, Magnoliopsida, Brassicales, Brassicaceae. The record is from RefSeq and is a predicted model, not a curated record. Bases 1 to 693 code for a protein of 230 amino acids. The transcript has a single exon.
AUGGAGGACGACGAAGGAAAUGGAGAUGGUCAGGUACAUGUUCAUUCCUCUGCGACAAUGGAGAAAGACGACGCAUAUGGAGAAAAUUUGGUCGAUGUUUCUGUAACGACAACAACGAUUGAUCAAGACGAAGCAACUCAAGAGUGGAGCAUUCCGGUUACUCAUCUCAGUGAAGAAGAGGCAGAAAGAUUGACUGCGGUUCUUGUCCAGAAUGAAGAUGAAGAGGAGGAGUACUGGGAGUAUGAACUGGGAGAAAAGCCGAGCAAAGCCAACAAAAAAGAGAAAGAAUCUGAGAAUGAUGCAAUUGGUAAUGGCGAAGAAGAUGAAGAAGAGCUUGAGGAUAGGUACGAGCAUGAAAUCGAACAAUCAGUGGCUGAGUUUGAGGAUGAGGAGGUCAUUAGGAGGAAUACUAUUCCAGAUAGCUCGGAUGAAGAUGAAGACUACUUCGAUGUUAGAAAUAGGAAACGCAAAAGAUCUGAGGAUAAACUAGAAGUGGGAACAGCUUUCUGGUCUAGGUUUGAGUUCAAAGAAGCUGUCUUGGAUUAUGCUCUUACGAAAGGUCGAAACAUUGAACAGAGCAGAUGGGAUAAGACGAAGCUUAGCUUCAAGUGUGGGAUUAGAGGUAAAUGCAAAUGGAGAGUUUACUGUGCCUUUGAUGUGCCUACUCAGAAGUGGUUAGUGAAAACAAGGUAA